AUGGCCCCUAUUAGUGGCAUCCAUGGCGUGAGCUAACGACUGCCUCCCCCAAACGGGCGAGCCGAUUGCAAUUUCAUCUGAAGGGGGGUGGGAGGAUUUACGCGAGAUGAAUAAAAGCGCUGCCUAUUCCCCUCCCGCCGCCGCCUCCGUCGUUCUGACGGUUUUGACAGCUUAACAGAGGCUCAGCUUCACAUCCGACGUGACGGGAGCUAGAUGGGGUUAAAGGGUCACACAUGGCUCCAACGUCCCACGUCGUCCUCGCGGCGGCGUCAUUGCUCCUGACGAGAUAUCUCGUUGUCGCUGACUGCAAUGUUUCCUCAAACUACACCAUCAUCGACGGACCCGACGACAGCAGCGGCAUCUCCUCCUGCGGCGCCAUCGACGGCUCGCUCUCGCUGCUCUUUGACAGCCACCCCGGCGACUGGCCAUCUUCCGAGGCCUCGGUCGACCUAGGAUCCGUCAGCUCCGUGGACGGCGACCUUGUGAUUUACCCAGACGCAGUGCCGAAAAAGACGGUCGUGACGGCAAAGAAGUUGAAGACGGUGACAGGCGAGCUCGACAUCAUCAACACCGACGCUUCCAGCACGAUUGGGUCCUUUACGGUUUCAUUUCCCGCAAUUGAGGAAAUCACCAGCAACUAUGUCUUCAGCGGCGGAUACUCGGAGGCGUCCUUUACUCACUCGGACAGCUUGCAGGUUGGGGGGAUGAUGAGGAUAUACGGCACGUCCGCCCUGGAGACGCUGAGCUUCGGUGGCCUCCAAACCGUAAAGGGCGACUUUUCCGUCGACACGAACGCGGACUUGAAGGACCUGGAGAUGGGCACACUUACCACGGCCGAAAAGGCCUUUAGCAUCCAGGAGAACUCUGCCCUGGAGUCGGUGUCGUGCCCCAAACUCACGACCGUCAAGGGAGACAUGACCAUCUACAAGAACACAGCCAUGACGUAUUUUGAGCUCUCGGCGCUGCAGUAUGCCGGGACCAUAUCCUUUACAUCCAACGGCGAGAACCCCAUCGUCUAUUUCCCGUACCUCUCCUCCCUUGGCACGGGCAACGACUCGGCCACGUCCACCUUUCAGGAUGUGAGCGACAUUACAUUUUCGUCGCUCCGCAAGGUCCAGGGCGCAUUCACCUUCCAGUCCACCAACAUGAAGGACCUAACUAUUCCCCUUAUCCAACUAUUAAACGGAAGCAUCACAGUGCAGGACAACCCCUCGCUGACGACGCUUGCUCUCCCGCGCGUGACGUACGUCGAGAGCAUGUUCAUCAGCAGCAACGACAAGCUCACCAACAUGACGGCGAACGCGCUGAAGAAGGCCGGCACCAUCUCCCUGAAGGGGUCGUUUACGGACGUCGAGUUUUUCGGGCUCGAGGAGGUGACGGGCGACUUCAAGGUGGUGGGCGACGACUCGAUGGACUGUAGCUGGUUCGACGCCAACGUCAAGCCGAUUGUGACGGGCAAGUAUACUUGUGUCGGCAGCCACGACAAGACGGAGCGAAAGUCGAGUACCGGCGGCAUCGAAAACACCGAGGGCAACCCGAAGGACUACAUGAGAUCGGACGGCCAGGACGGGAGCAGCAGCGGAAGUGGAAGCGGAAGCGGCAGUGGAAACAGCGGAAGUGGAAGCUCCGGAAGCUCAGACAGUGGAUCAUCCUCCGGCGACAGCUCCGGCUCCGGAAAGAACGGCCUCUCAUCCGGAGCCAUGGCCGGGAUCGGCGUCGGCGCCGCGGCGGGCGUCAUCCUCGCCCUCGCCGGCCUCGCCUGGUUCUUCUGGCGACGGAGGAAGCAAUCCGGCCGGGAGCCAAAACGGGGCGAGAGCCGCGGCAGCGACACGAGCAGCCGGCGCAACGUCUUCGACGGGCAGAUGCUGGGCGUGCACACCAAGAUCGAGGCGCAGAGCCCGUCGCCGUCGCCGAGCGUCGGCACGCUGAGCUUCGGGCGCAACUCGUUCCUCAACGCGGGCGACGCUGCGACCGAGAAGGGCAUCAAUGCGUGGAAGACGAUCCGCCGGGUCAGCGACUCGUCGUCGGGGGAUGGGUCGCACACGAUGCGGCUAUGAUUCUAUUGUUGUUGCUGUUGUUUUUUGAGGGAAGGUUGAUCAAAAGAAGACGGGCAAGCGGGUUUCGCAUACAGAGAAUUUUUCUUAAUUAGAUACCUCACGGCAGGCGCAGUCAAUCUCAUAGAGUAAUUUUUAACUGAAUUAACUAUUG
Messenger RNA from Ilyonectria robusta, 2208 nucleotides. RefSeq lists its product as uncharacterized. The transcript has 2 exons. The coding region runs from base 234 to 2057 and encodes 607 amino acids. The record is from RefSeq and is a predicted model, not a curated record. NCBI's taxonomy places the organism in Eukaryota, Fungi, Ascomycota, Sordariomycetes, Hypocreales, Nectriaceae.